AUGUGGAAAGCUGUAGUACUUGCAGUGUGUUUGCUGGUGGCAGGAGUUCAGCCAAUGGAGAACCCAUCCUAUGGAGUUAAACUCUGUGGCCGGGAGUUCAUCCGUGCAGUCAUCUUCACUUGUGGAGGUUCACGCUGGAAAAGGUCACUGAGGAGUACAGAUGUUCUGGAUGAUCCUUUCACCUCACAACAAGAUUAUUCAACAGAAGGUUUGGGACAAAACUCUGCAGAAACCAUCCUCCAAAGGAACAAAGACUCAGUCUUUACCUCCGAGGACAGUGGAAAUAGAAUGUUUACCAGACAGGUUCGCUCCUUCAUCUCAGAGGAAAUUCUCGAAGCGCUGCGCAAGGCUGACCACAAGGGACGAGACCUGGUGUUGGGACUGUCUACUGCCUGCUGCAAAUGGGGCUGUAGCAAGAGUGAAAUCAGCUCUCUGUGUUGA
This is a messenger RNA of Boleophthalmus pectinirostris (great blue-spotted mudskipper), 441 nucleotides long. It is a transcript of the gene rln3a, whose product is annotated as relaxin 3a. The transcript is spliced from 2 exons. Lineage: Eukaryota; Metazoa; Chordata; Actinopteri; Gobiiformes; Gobiidae. Gene Ontology annotation, cellular component: extracellular region. The record is from RefSeq and is a predicted model, not a curated record. Gene Ontology annotation, molecular function: hormone activity. Bases 1 to 441 code for a protein of 146 amino acids.